CUGCUGUCGGCUGUUGUCCUGGUAACGAUGGCAGCCGUGGGUCGGACGGAGCCGCUGCGGGAGCCCUGUUGUUACCUGCGCCGCUUCCGAGAUAUAUAAAGAGUAAAAGCGAGGUGACAGUAGAUUUUUGUCUGCUGGAAAAUGACGCUGGAGAGACAGUGAUGCGGGACAAGGAAAUGUCGGAUGAACGGAAUAAGUAUUUUGCAUUAGUCUUAACUGUGGAAGAUACCAGUAGUAUGCCAGAUGUUCAAGAGUGUCAGGAUGCAGAAUGGAUAUUAAUAUUAAGAAGCCCCUUCAACCUACCCAUCUAAGCAGUGAGCAAGUAGCUGUGGAGAUCUGGUCACUCUGUUUUCAGCUUGAUCUUCUUAUUCGGGCAGAAGUUCAUCAGUUACAGGAACAGCUAAGAGAAGAUAAAAGCCCUGUGGAAUCAGAAUCUUUUCAUUCAAGAGGUAUAUAUUAUGUUGAAAGAAUUAAACAUUUUCUGGAGCAUCUACCAGACCCUGUUCCACAGUUGGAGGAUUACCUGGAUUCUCAAGGAUUGUCAACAUUGUUUCCCCGUGUUGAAAUAUAUGUGAUCCAUGGUAGACCUGUUGAUAUGCUGGAACGGCCUACUACAGAUGAUUAUUUUUCCCAUAUUGGGAAACUAAAUCAACUUUUGGUUUUAAGUCAACAACUGGAAGAUGAUGUUCAGCAUCUGGGAAGUCAUAAGUACAUAGCACAUCAACUUUCAGUCUUGUAUAAAGUUUUGAAUUACUUCAGUGGAUAUAAUGCAUUUGAUGUACUAAUAAGAGACAUCGAAGCUAAUUUCAAAGCUUUAAAAUCUGCAUUGGCUGUUGUUGAGAGUCCUGAAGAGGAGCCUCUCCUACCAUACCAUUACGUAAACUGGAUACUCAGUCUUACUCACAGUAUCAUCAAAACUGUGUCAACCCUUCCUGAAGAGCUUACUGAAGAACUCUCAUUGGUCAUGUCUUUUGCUACGAACCUGAGAUGAUGCUCAAAGCAUGUAAACUCUCUGAGUAUGCUAGAGACUUUAAGUAGAUAUGUGUUGCACAGAAGAAGAAUCUGAAAACAAACAGCAAUUAGUUCUUUGCGAACUUAAUGGUCAAGAAAUUCUGUUGCAUAAUGUGUGCUACACGAUUGAAUUUCUACCAAUAAAACAUUUUGUUAUGGGAAGUCAGGGACUUAUUAUAUGAAUAGUAAACACGAGUCUCCACAGGUGCUGGAAAUCUAGAGCAACACUCACAAAAUGGUGGAGGAGCUCAGCAGGUCUAUGGAUGGGAAUUAACAGUUGACGUUUCGGGCCGAGACCCUCCAUAAGGACUACUAAAUA
Mobula hypostoma (lesser devil ray) is the source of this 1330-nucleotide messenger RNA. RefSeq lists its product as uncharacterized. NCBI's taxonomy places the organism in Eukaryota, Metazoa, Chordata, Chondrichthyes, Myliobatiformes, Myliobatidae. The transcript is spliced from 9 exons. The record is from RefSeq and is a predicted model, not a curated record. The coding region runs from base 269 to 991 and encodes 240 amino acids.